AGAGGGGAGGGGCGAGCCGGCUGGGAUUGGACACCGCACGCGCCUGGUCCCCGGGGCUCAGUGGCCGCGCGCUGCCGGGGCUCAGUGGCCGCGAGCUGCCUAGUGCUCGGCCCCUGGAGCCAGGUCUCUGUCCCGUGUGUCGCUCGCCAUCCUCUUAGGGCCGGCGAGGUCACUCGGGUCACGCGGCCGGAGCCUUCCCGACUGCUUCCUGCGGCUGAUUCACAGCUCCUCCACGCCGGCGGCUGCUCCGAGGGUCUUGCCUUGGCCUUGGCGAUGGCGGCGACAGGCACUGGAGCGCAGGAGCUGGAGAACCAUCACAGCGAACGCCCUGUGCAGCUGUGUAACCCCCAUGUGGCGAGCCUGAAGGAGGAUGUGCUCUACCACUUCAGCCUGGGCACCGGCACACACGACCUCCCAGCCAUGUUCGGGGACGUGAAGUUCGUGUGCGUCGGGGGAAGCCCGUCCCGCAUGCUCACCUUCAUCAAAUACGUGGCCACAGAGCUGGGCCUCGGCCGCCCUGGGGAUGAGUACCCCAACAUAUGCUCGGGGACUGACCGCUACGCCAUGUACAAAGUGGGCCCGGUGCUGUCAGUCAGCCAUGGCAUGGGGAUCCCCUCCAUCGCCAUCAUGCUGCACGAGCUCAUCAAGCUGCUGUACCACGCCCGGUGCACCGACGUCACCGUCAUCCGCAUCGGCACCUCGGGUGGGAUCGGUCUAGAGCCCGGCUCCGUGGUGAUCACACGGCAGGCCGUGGACGCCUGCUUCAAACCGGAGUUCGAGCAGAUCGUCCUGGGCAAGCGCGUGGUGCGCGGCACGGACCUGGAUGAGGCGCUGGCGCAGGAGCUGCUGCGCUGUGCUGGGGAGCUCAGCGAGUUUGCCACAGUGGUGGGCAACACCAUGUGCACCCUGGACUUCUACGAGGGCCAGGGCCGGCUGGACGGCGCCCUCUGCUCGUACACGGAGAAGGACAAGCAGGACUACCUGCGCGCGGCCCAUGCUGCGGGCGUCCGCAACAUCGAGAUGGAGUCGUCAGUCUUCGCCGCCAUGUGCAGCGCCUGCGGCCUCCGAGCGGCAGUGGUGUGCGUCACCCUCCUGGACCGGCUGCUCGGGGAUCAGAUCCGCAGCCCACACGAGGUGCUGGUCGAGUACCAGCAGCGACCGCAGCGGCUCGUGGGCCACUUCAUCAAGAAGAGCCUGGGGCGGGCCUGAGGGCCCCUCGAUGGGACCAGAUGGGGCGGGCUGCCUACAGAUGAUACCGCUGGCCAGGGCCCCUUCGGGUCACCAGAGCACACUUCACACCAGGGCUUGGGGAUCAGGCUGCCGUUCUGAGGAGAGGAAUCGUCGCUGGAUUCCCCCAAGGGCUCUCGUAGACCAUUUCAACUACUGUAUGGUGAUUGGAGUUUUUUUUUUUUUUAAUCUUCCAGAACAUUCUGCCAAAUAUUUGAACUCUUUUUAAGAAAAAUGUAAGACUUUUUUUAAAUGUAAGAAUUUUAAAAUUCUAUGCCAUUUAUGUGAGUAAACGGAAUUUGAUAACCA
Molecule: messenger RNA, 1536 nt
Organism: Cavia porcellus (domestic guinea pig)
Lineage: Eukaryota; Metazoa; Chordata; Mammalia; Rodentia; Caviidae
Gene: Upp1
Product: uridine phosphorylase 1
Exons: 9
Coding region: 274-1209 (311 amino acids)
Biological process (GO): nucleotide catabolic process; uridine catabolic process
Cellular component (GO): cytoplasm; cytosol
Molecular function (GO): uridine phosphorylase activity
Source: RefSeq, a predicted model, not a curated record